AUGGACAAGUUGUGGAGCUUCUCAUCAAGAAGCGGUGAUAUUGUUGACAUUGGGAGUCAACAAUGGGAAGAAGAAAAGGACAAUCUCCACAAGCAAUUAGAUGAUUUGAUCCCUCUCCCACAUGUUUUGGAAGAUGUAGAUUGUUUCCUCAACAACACAAAAACUACAAAUUCAAUUUCGAGGGAAGAAAUUCCCAAUUGCGUGGUUGUGUUGCAUAAAUCGUUAGAAUCUAUGAUGGAUAAAUACAAUAGAGGGCGUAGAGGUAGAAGAAGCAGGUUUGGGCAAGAUCUAAAUGACGACAAUUUAUUUCUAGAUGCAGUGGAUCGAAUCCUCAAGUUGUCUACCACCAUGAGUUUAAGUGGUUUCUUCUUAGAUAAAACAAGCUCUGUCCUAGAAAAAGUAAUGAUUAUUUUAGAGAAUGACCUUUGUGCUAUUCUACAUCACCCCAAAUCAAAAACUUUCAGACCAACGCCACCACCCGUGAAAUCUUCGUCCUUUGGUUCCCUUCAACUUCAAUUUGAUUUGCAAGACGAGAGGGAAUCUUUAAGGUCCAACAACCUAGUUGACGAGGAUGACAAAGAUGGAAACUUAUUGCCGACUUUCUCAACAGAAGAAAUUUUUGUCAUGAACAAAAUUGCCACCGUUAUGAUUAACGCCGGCUAUCAUACAGAGUGUUGCAUGACCAUUACUAAUUUUAGGCGAAAUGCUUUUAAAAAUGUAAUGCAAAAAUUAGGAUACACAUGUGUAAGGAUGGGGGAUGUUUAUAAAAUGCAAUGGGAAUCACUAGAAGGAGAAAUUUUGACAUGGAACAAAGCAUUUCGGCAUUGCACUACCGUCCUCUUCAACAUUGAACGAAAAUUAUACAAUUCAAUAUUCCCAAAUCAACCCUCUAUAUCUCAUGGCAUGUUUGGUGAUCUUGCACGAGCUGUCAUCAUCAAUUUUCUCAAUUUUGCUCAAGCAGUGGUUUUAACCAAGCCAUCAUCAGAGAAAUUGUUCAAAUUCCUAGAUAUGUAUGAGACCUUGAGGGAUGACGUGGAACCUGUCAUUACACUCAUUAAUGGUGAUGGUUUAGAGCAAUGUGCCAAGGAUUUGGCAUACGAGAUGACUAUGACAAAGCAUGGAAUAAUAAAGGCUGUCGUUUCGAUGUUUUAUGAUUUGGAAAACUCCAUCAAGGGUGAUAAUGAAAGGAUUCCCGUCCCAUAUGGAGCGGUUCAUCCAUUGACUCGUUAUGUCAUGAAUUAUCUUAAAUAUGCAUGUGAAUACAAAGUGACGUUGGAGCAAGUGUUUUACCAAUAUUGUUCAGAUGAUUAUCUUGCUACUAUAGGACACCAUUAUGUUGAUGAUAGUAAUAAUAAUAAGGGUACAUCCACAUCCACCGCAGAUAUUCAAAACGAAGAAAACAACGAUAAAACAAGGGAUCAAAAUUUAGAUGGAGAGCCUAACAAAUCACCUUUUGUAGUUCAAUUGAUGACAAUUAUGGACCUUUUAGAUGAAAAUACCGAAAGGAAGUCCAAGUUAUAUAGGGAUAUGGCUUUACGAUGUGUUUUUCUAAUGAACAAUGGGAGAUACAUAGUGCAAAAGAUUAAAGGGUGUGUUGAUCUUCAUGAGUCCAUGGGUGAUAACUGGUGUAGGAGGAGGCAAACAAGUUUGAAGUUCCACCAUAAGAGUUAUCAGAGAGAGACUUGGACUAAGGUGUUGCAGUGCCUUAACCCAGAUGGCCUUCAUCAACAAGGGAACAAGGUCUCUAAGCAGGUUUUGAGAGAGAGGUUUAAGUGUUUCAAUUCCAUGUUUGAAGAUAUCCACAAGACGCAAAGUAGUUGGAUGGUGAGCGAUGAACAACUUCAAUCAGAGUUAAGAGUUUCAAUAUCUGCCUUGGUCAUACCUGCGUAUCGCUCCUUUAUGGGAAGAUUUAAACAUCAUCUAGAAACAGGAAGACAUAUUGACAAGUACAUAAAGUAUCAUCCCGACGACAUUGAGACAUUGAUUGACGAUUUUUUUGUUGGAAAUGUUACGUCCAUGCCUCGAAGGAGGACAUGA
Molecule: messenger RNA, 2037 nt
Organism: Medicago truncatula (barrel medic)
Lineage: Eukaryota; Viridiplantae; Streptophyta; Magnoliopsida; Fabales; Fabaceae
Product: exocyst complex component EXO70B1
Exons: 1
Coding region: 1-2037 (678 amino acids)
Biological process (GO): exocytosis
Cellular component (GO): exocyst
Molecular function (GO): phosphatidylinositol-4,5-bisphosphate binding
Source: RefSeq, a predicted model, not a curated record